GUUGCGUUUAUAUUUUUGUUCAGUAUAAAUAAUGAUCUGCUUUAUAUUUUUGUUCAGUAUAAAUAAUGAUCUACUUAACGUGGACAUAUUUUGGGCGAGUUUGAGCAAAUUGAGGUGUAGAAUUACUGAUCUACAAAUUGUAUUCCCUGCUAAAUAAUAGGUUUUGUGCGAUUAAGAUUUGCUGCUGGCAAUCCCUCCGCCAAACACAUACGUACAACCAGACAUUGAUUGAUUGGAGAAAGCAUGUGUCAAUUACAGAACAUUUCCUAGGGUUUCCUACCUGCAGCAACACCAGUGGACAGUGCUGGAACUACUGGAAAAAGCAGUGCCUCAAAACUCCUGGCCCUAUGAGAGAGASACACACACACACACACACUUCCUAUAAUCCCUCUUCUCCUCCAUCACAGUGAUGUAGAGUCCUGAGCAUGGGGAAACACCUUCCCACUGCCAGGAACACACACACACACACUUACUUAGUGGACACACACUUCUACUCUGUGAGCGUUUGGACAUACACACUUCUACUCAUAGAGCGGUUGAUGGUGAGAAGAGCCUGGACACCAAGAAGCACAUACUGGUUCUUCAGACUUCAUUGUUUCUCCUGAACUCAGCCCUGGGCCUGGUAGAGAGGAGAGAGGACUCUCAUCACCAGAUCUUCAGGAUGGAUAAAACGUGGACAACUGUGCCACCGUGUGUAUCGUGGAAGAGGCCGUAGAGCAGACCCUGGCGAAACCUGACUCCUGUGGUGGGGGGGUGAGCUUGGGGUGAUGCGGUGCCCCACCCUGCUGGCCCUGCUGGCAGGGGUCAUGCUGUACCUGGUGAUAGGGGCGCUGGUGUUCCGGACCCUGGAAAGCCCCAAGGAGAGCAAGGAGCACGAGAAGCUGCUCCGUACCACACGUGACUUCCUCCAAAACCACUCCUGUGUCACCGCACAGAACCUCAGCGACCUCAUCAAGAGUGUGGUGAAGGCGGUGGAGGCGGGCCUGGAUGUAAAACACAGCUCCACCAACUUCACUAGCAGGUGGGACCUGGCCAGCGCCUUCUUCUUCUGUGGUACCAUCAUCACCACCAUCGGGUUUGGUAACCUUUCUCCCAGGACCAAAUGGGGCCAGCUGUUCUGCGUGUGUUAUGCCCUGGUAGGGAUCCCUAUGUUUGGUUUCCUGCUGGCUGGUGUCGGGGACCACAUGGGGACGGGGCUGAGGAAGGCCGUGUGGAAGAUGGAGACACUCUUCCUGAAGCGGCGGGUCAGUCCCACUUAUGUGCGGGUCAUGUCUGCCGUUCUGUCCAUCCUGAUUGGCUGUCUGAUCUUCCUCGCCGUGCCAACGCUGGUGUUUAAGGAAGUGGAGGACUGGUCCUUUCUGGAGGCGCUCUACUUUGUGGUCAUCACCCUGACCACGGUCGGCUUCGGAGACUAUGUAGCAGGUGCUAACCGGCGGGACGGAGAUCUGUUUAAGCCCCUUGUGUGGCUCUGGAUAGUGUUUGGCCUGGCUUACUUUGCUUCCAUACUCACCAUGAUCGGGAACUGGCUGCGGGUGCUGUCCAAGAAAACACGUGCUGAGAUGGAGGAGUUGAGGGCCCAUGCUACAGACUGGACCCAGAACAUCCAGAACAUGUCCAUGGACUUCCGGAUCCCCAACCCUCUGGAACUCAAUGACCCCUUCCUGCUGCAGCGGCGCCGCUGGAAACGCAGCACCCGGCGACGGGUCCGCAGGGGGGCGCUGGGGCACCGCGGCAGGCAGGGCGCCAUAGGGGAGAACGGACAUCUGCCCAAUAGGUGGGUCACACGCUCCAUGACCCGUCUGGAGGUCGUGAGGUUAGGGGGGGGUGAGGUUAGGACUGAGGGGGUGAGGUUAGGACCAGGGAUGGGGCUAGGGGUAGGUUUGAGGGCAGAUUGCAGGGUCAAUGCGAGGUCAGAGGGCCGGACGGUUGUGAGGUCGCUGUCGAUGCCUGCGGCGCGCUCCGUGAUGGAGUUAGACUAUGACCCUGAUCCUGUUGCGAUAAUGAUGAUGCCAUGGGAGUCGGGCUCUGUGUCCGAGUCUCCAGAUUCUGACUCCAGAUCAGUUGUCUCCUCCUCUGACUCUCACACCUCUGACAUGUGUAUGCCAGGGCGGAGGAUGCCUUUUGCUAGUUUUGACCCCAGUGGGUCUCUCUGUACUGAACAGAGGGGACGCCAUGGAGGAUCCAGGCUGGUAUAUUUCAGGGAGGACGUCCGGUUCCCUGUGCCUCUCCAGCAACUCCCCAAGUCGCCCAACUCCACCAUGCCGCUCCCCAUGACCCCUUUGCCCACCCCGCCAGGCUGCAAGAUGCUAGAUUUCUUCGGGGAGAACUUGGCCUACAUUGACGAGUCGUCAGACACGCUAAGUGACCGGAACCAGACGGUUGAGGGGGGUGUCAGUCCUCGUCCCCGGAUACACCGCAGGAGGAGAAUGAGGAGGCAGCUGAAGGAGAGGAGGGACAGCGACAUGCAGCCCCCCUCUAACCCCCCGACUCCUCCCCCCCUCCCCCAUCUCAGAGACUGA
This is a messenger RNA of Salvelinus sp. IW2-2015, 2519 nucleotides long. It is a transcript of the gene kcnk4a, whose product is annotated as potassium channel, subfamily K, member 4a. Lineage: Eukaryota; Metazoa; Chordata; Actinopteri; Salmoniformes; Salmonidae. The record is from RefSeq and is a predicted model, not a curated record. Gene Ontology annotation, biological process: stabilization of membrane potential; potassium ion transmembrane transport. Gene Ontology annotation, cellular component: plasma membrane. Gene Ontology annotation, molecular function: outward rectifier potassium channel activity; potassium ion leak channel activity.